ACUGUAAUGUUUUGGUUCGGCGUGCUUGGUAACCUCAGCAUCGGUCGGCAUGACUCUGCAGAGGUAUGAAUGAAUCGGAUGUGUGAUUUUCGGACGUUGCAAUGGAGGAUGCAAGAGAUGACAGUACGUUUAAGGGGUUUGUUGACAAACUCACUCUCGGUAUUACCCGGGUCUUAGAGAGACUUCCGGGUGUGCUGGACGUACGGUUCGCAGAGAAAGCCCCAGCAGAGAAACGACACCUUCUCUCCUGGGAGCAGAAAAACAAUUGUGCUUUACCUGAGGAUCUGAAAGAUUUCUAUUUAACAACAGAUGGAUUUACACUUACCUGGAGCUCCAAGAUGGAAAAUGAAGUGGUCUCAGUAGGGUGCAUGAUGGUCAACAGUGUUGCUCAGCUUCGCCCUCUGCUGCAGUCGAAUGUUUAUUCCCUACCCAAUGCACCUACUUUAGCUGAUCUCGACUUCGAUAAUAAUGAAGAUGAAUCUGAUAGUCCGGAAAAGCCUCACUUUGAUUUUCGCAGUCGAAUCUUUGAGCUGGAUUCCUGCAAUGGUAAUGGUAAAGUCUGCCUGGUUUACAAAAACUGCACUCAAGGUGUAAUGGCCCAGCAGUGUGAGGUGUGGUUUUUGGACCGUUCUCUUUCCUGGCAUUAUGUUACCUCUUCCUUUACUGCUUACUACAGGCUAAUGAUAACAUAUUUUGGGCUUCCUGAAUGGCAGUAUAAUUUCACUCCGUAUGGCCUUAGUCCACAAGCUAAGCAAUGGGCCGCCCUCUACCAACCCCUGACCUUCCAUACUGACCCUCAUCCAGAUGCAUCCUGCGAUUCUGUACUAAACAAGCUGGACCCGACCAAAGCGUUCCGCGGCAAACCCAAACCACCCACCCCCAAGAAGAAACAGCCGGCACAGGUUUCUGCAUCUAAAGGACAGGCAGUCUCAGGAAGGCACAGCGUGAUUAAACGAUGACUUUG
This is a messenger RNA of Triplophysa dalaica, 964 nucleotides long. RefSeq names its product tubulin polyglutamylase complex subunit 2 (gene tpgs2). The record is from RefSeq and is a predicted model, not a curated record. The transcript has 7 exons. NCBI's taxonomy places the organism in Eukaryota, Metazoa, Chordata, Actinopteri, Cypriniformes, Nemacheilidae. Gene Ontology annotation, biological process: protein polyglutamylation. The coding region runs from base 102 to 959 and encodes 285 amino acids.